Messenger RNA from Pyricularia grisea, 189 nucleotides. RefSeq lists its product as uncharacterized. Lineage: Eukaryota; Fungi; Ascomycota; Sordariomycetes; Magnaporthales; Pyriculariaceae. The record is from RefSeq and is a predicted model, not a curated record. Bases 1 to 189 code for a protein of 62 amino acids. The transcript has 2 exons.
AUGCUAUUCUCCAUCUUGAACCCUGUCAUCAACGGGCGCGGACCGGGAGAUCCAAUAUUAGAAUCCACCGAUGGAAAGGAGAAAUAUACCAUAAUACGGAGCAAAGGAGAAGAGAAGCUUCUACCAGGCAAGGUAAGAACGCUCGCUUAUGGCGACGUUAAUAUUGCUGGUUGUAGUGAGACGUCGUAA